UGUUGGGAGCUUAGUGCUAAGAACAAGGCCUUAUUAUCUCAUCCUGAGUAUCUUCGUCUUCCUCUCCACCAUUUUGCUCUGUCAAUCGGAAUGACCGAAGUCGCUCAGUGGAAGCUUAGCUGUUUUUGCUCAAAAUCAACUGAAAUAUCAAGGCCAUCGCUGAAGUUUCUUGCCAAUUGCAUCGGAAUAGUUCCAUUUUCCAUUUUCGUAUCCAUCACUGUUUGCCGGUGCGUCCUGUCCUUUUCGCGUCCUGGUGGAAACGGCACAAUGUUGCAAUGGAUGGGAGGAUCACGCCGCAAAGUGACGACUUCGAGAAGGUCUACACAGAAGAGGCAAAAGCAAUACUUUGAGCAAAAGAAACGACAACAGCACCAGUCAACUGGUUUAGGGGGCUAUGCUGAUGGAAUCAACAUGGGCACGCAACUUCAGAGGGAACAUCGAUCACUGGACAUUCUUAGUUUUCUAAACCUGUCAGCAAUUUCCAAAGAAUGUGGAUCUUCUUGCCCCAGUGGAACAGAAGACCAAGGGGCCAACACUUCAGAAAUGAAGUAUCAUAUUCCAAAGGGUCCACCAACAAUUAUUCCCAAUGCAGUCACUCCUGCAUAUUUUGUGGAAGUUAAGGAUGCAAGAACUCCAUCGACAGAGUAUCAAGUGGAGAUUGUGUCCCCAAAGAAGAUUCUGUUUUCUGCUUCCCAUAAGCAUGCUCCUAGUGGAAAUGAUAGGACAUCAGAUAACUGGAAUGUGGCUACUGAGAAGGAAUUAUCAGUUUUUGAUUUGCUUGGCGAUGACGGACUGGAUGACAAUUUAGGAAAAAGUCCAGUUCAUGAAGCUUAUGUUGCAUUUUCAGUGGAAGGUUUAGGUAGGAUUGGAACUGAAACUCCAAUCCAUUCACCUAAAGGACCUGGCAGAAUUUCUUCUGAUUAUGUCUCCUUAGACUGGAAGGAUGUAAAGCAGCAAAACUCGUCAAAGAAUUUUAACAAUGUGCUAGGUGACCUUGAACUAAAAUUGGAUGAGGCAAUGCAAGACAUCGAUACGUCACUAGGUUACCGUGCUUCAGAUUUGUCACUGGGAAAAAUAGAUACAUGUGGCAACAAGAUGCAGAAAUUCUCCAGUGUCAAAGACCGCGUGCAACUUGAUGACAAUAAUUCUACAUAUAGAUUCAUGAAUGAUGAAUUUCUAUACAGCUCACCAUCAGAUGAUGAAUUUCAAUAUGAAAGGGAAGAUAUAUCUUGGAAGAAGUGGCGAUGUCAAAUUGAUGGUAGUUCUGCUGAUUUUUUGAAAUAUGGAGAUAAUCAGAUAUCAGAUUACCUUUUUGAGAGUUCCCACCUGCUGAAGAAAAGGGGUAAUGCUGAAACCAGAAAAUUCCAUAUCAUAGAAUCACCUCUCAAGCACCCCACAUCAGAAACUGGUUGUGAUUUCACACAUUCAUCAGGGGAUUCCUUACUCAGAGGAAAAUUUGAUUUUAGAGACAUAGCCAGCCAACCCGAUUGGGCUCCUUGUGUGACCGAAGAUGCAAAGGAUAAUUUCAGCUUUCUGAGGGAAGAAUCAUCCUCAUCCAGUGCAGUUGAUCAUUGUGAAUCUUUUCCGAAACUCAUCUCAGUGUGGGGGAAGACAUCCUACUCACCUCCAAAUUUAAGAGCUAGGCCAAACAUAAGAACAAGCAACACAUUGGGCAUCACCAAGAACAAGUUUAGCGUAGACGAUAUUUUUGCAGAAGAAACAUGGAAUAAAGACUGUAAUGACACUCGAAAUGGAAGUGAUGCAGUUGGAUCAGGAAAAUGCACUAGAACGCCAGUUACUUCAGAGUCAAAACCACCCAAGCUUUUAAGCUCUUCUUUCCAGGAUAAAAUAGGACCAUCUCGAAGUUGGUUGUUUGAGGAGGGCUGCAAUUCUGUUGAUAAAAGUUCAGCUUUCAGUUCUUUUGGUCGAACCAAAGGGACGGAACCCACAUCCUUGGGAUCUAAGCUAUGGAAUGAAGAUCCUCUUGGUGACUUUCCUGUACCUGAAUCAUUUAUUGAUUCUAAAUCUCCUUUCGACAGAAGCAAACAUGGUGAAUCCAUCCAGUGCUCACCCUUCAGCAGUUUCACAACUGAAAAUUCUGCUUUCUGCCAACCAUUUGACCACAGGAAUUCUCUCAAUUCCCCGGUAUACUCAAAGACCAGCUUCAGGCCAACUACAUGGGAUUCAUCUCCAUAUUCUGCAACAGAAGGCACCCCUCCAGAUUUAUCUUACACAACUGGUCCUCAUGGAGGGUCAGACCUUGAUUUAUCAGGACAAGGAAGUGUUAGUGAAGAUGGAGAAAAUAAAUCAGAACUCCAGAAAGCAAACUGUGAAAGAUUAAUGCUAGAAAGAGAAGUCUGCAAUAGCAACUGUGGCUCUUUCUCAGAAGACUCAAAAGUAGUGCACACUUUGAUACCAAACACCAGAGAUUGUAAAUCCAAGGAAGUAAGAGAAGGGACUUCAGCACUAAAAGGGAGCCUAAAGGCUACACAUUCUCCUGAACAUAAUGAGGAGACAUCAUCAUCUGUGAAGAUACCGGACAAAUCUAAGAACCAUGCGGAUGAAAAUGGACAUAACCAUGAUGCAGAAGCUCUUCUUCCUCAACAAAAUGGCAGUGCAGAAAAAAAAGGUGCAGAGUCUGACAUGAAAAAGAUUCUUACUAAGAGAGCGAGUGAUGGUGUCGCUGUCAGCUCAUCCGAGCCCGUGAUGAUGCUAAAGGGCUACGUCCUUCAAUUCCUUUGUCUACAGAAUGUUCUAGAGGAGACAUCUGCACUGCACUGACACCGUAAAGAAGGUAUAUCCUCCUCACGCUGGAUGAGGAUGCAUAAAAGGAUUCUUCAUUUCUACACAUUUUAAUGCUUUCCUUCAUAUGUAACAGUUCCAUCAUAGAAUAUGGUUUCUAACCACAUACACCUGAAAAUGAAUAUAUCCUUACUUG
This is a messenger RNA of Rubroshorea leprosula, 2938 nucleotides long. Lineage: Eukaryota; Viridiplantae; Streptophyta; Magnoliopsida; Malvales; Dipterocarpaceae. The record is from the annotation of a GenBank genome assembly.